Anoplopoma fimbria (sablefish) is the source of this 1252-nucleotide messenger RNA. Its product is annotated as cytochrome c-a-like. Gene Ontology annotation, cellular component: mitochondrial intermembrane space. The transcript is spliced from 3 exons. NCBI's taxonomy places the organism in Eukaryota, Metazoa, Chordata, Actinopteri, Perciformes, Anoplopomatidae. The coding region runs from base 197 to 511 and encodes 104 amino acids. The record is from RefSeq and is a predicted model, not a curated record. Gene Ontology annotation, molecular function: heme binding; electron transfer activity. Gene Ontology annotation, biological process: mitochondrial electron transport, cytochrome c to oxygen; mitochondrial electron transport, ubiquinol to cytochrome c.
ACCUGCUCCCCUGAGGUUCAAACCCAGUCUUGUCCCUGACACCGGUAGAUGUGUUUUUACAACUGGAAGCUUAAUUCGCAACAACACAAACCCCAGACUUUGAGAAGUGGAGGAGAGUUUUACCUGGAGGUACCUGGACUGCACUCAUUCCCGUCAGUUUCAUUGCCAUCAUUUCCUCUCCUCACAGCUGCUGGUCAUGGGGGACAUCAACAAAGGGAAGAAAGCGUUUGUCCAGAAAUGUUCCCAAUGCCACACAGUGACGGAGGGGGGGCGCCACAAGGUGGGACCCAAUCUGUGGGGUCUGUUUGGAAGGAAGACGGGACAGGCACCAGGCUUCUCCUACACACAGGCCAACAUCGAUAAAGGUAUCAUAUGGAAUGAGGAAACUCUGAAUGUCUACCUUCAAAAUCCUAAGAAGUACAUUCCUGGUACCAAGAUGAUCUUCAGUGGGAUCAGAAAGAGCAGGGAAAGACAGGAUCUUAUCGCCUAUUUAAAGGACUCCACCUCCUAAUAUAAUGAAAACAACACUCAGUGGACCGAAGCAUUGCACUGUACAUUUAGGGAAAAAACUGUGUGUUCUUUGUUUUAAUUUUGAGUUCACAAUUAAUACUAGUUUUUAAAAUAUAUGCAUUAGUCUAUCACAUUGCUUCCACACUGUUCUUGUGUGUAGGAGACUGUUUUUAAUUAUCGCAUGAGUCAGCCUUCGUGCAAGUUGUGGGUUUUCCAGACAUUUCUGAGUCGAGGCUUCUUAAAGAGGCAGCUUUCCAUUUAGAUUUUCUAAAAACAAGAGUUGUUUACCUAAUUAUUUUACCACUGUUUGCACAGAAACUAUUUUAUUAUGUUGAACACUUGUUUAGUCUCAUUCUGUUGUGUUGCUUUCUUCUACAGUCUCAAAGUAUUUUUGGUUAAUGGUGCUGGACUGUCUUUCUUAUUCCCUUGUCCUUUCUCUAAGCCAAUAGGUUUGAAACACUUUCAAUGUUAUAGAGUUGCACUUUAAAAUUUGUGUUUUGUAUUCCUACAUUUUCUAAAUUAAUGUGUAUCUAUGACUUAAGAACAAUAAGGUCAAUCAAAUUAGUUGUUUACUGAAAAAGCAGUGGGUUUUUCGGUUAAAGCAUAGCAAACUAACAAAUAUUUUUUCUUGGGCUACUACAGGCCUGUUGAAUAAGUGCUUACAUUUAUAUGAUGUUCUUUAUACUGAGUUACUGUUUUAUACUUUGAAUAAACGGACGUGGCAAUAAAAUAUUUCUUCUAC